Molecule: messenger RNA, 1554 nt
Organism: Malus domestica (apple)
Lineage: Eukaryota; Viridiplantae; Streptophyta; Magnoliopsida; Rosales; Rosaceae
Source: RefSeq, a predicted model, not a curated record
AUGGCGGAAGGAGUUCUCUUCAACGUUGCAGCACGGAUCAUCGGAAGGCUAGGCUCCCUUGCUUUCCAAGAGAUCGGAUUGAUCUGGGGUGUCCAAGAUGAGCUCCACAAGCUCCAGGAGAUAGUUGCCGGAUUCCAAGGUGUUCUUCUUGACGCUGAGCAAAAGCAAACCAACAAUGAAGUCAGACUGUGGCUCGAAAGCGUAGAAGAUGUAGUUUAUGAAGCCGAUGACCUGCUGGAUGAGUUUAAUACUGAAGCUCAGCAGAGACAAAUGAUGUGUGGCAAUACUAAGAUGUCAAAGAAGGUACGCCUCUUCUUCUCUAGCUCAAAUCAACUUGCUUUUGGGCUAAAGAUGAGUCAUAAGAUAAAAGAUAUUAACAAGAGGCUUCGUGAGAUUGCAUCUCGUAGAGCCUUUCCCUUAGAAGUAAAUUGUGAAGAUACACGAUUUAUAAUUAGAGAGAGGAUCACUCACUCAUUUGUCCCUAUGGAAAAUAUUAUAGGGAGAGAUGAAGAUAGAAAGGCAAUUAUUCAACUUUUGUUGGAUCCCAUCUCAACUGAGAAUGUGUCAACCAUUUCCAUAGUUGGAUUUGGAGGAUUAGGGAAAACUGCUCUUGCCCAACUCAUAUUCAACGAUGAGGUGAUUCAAAAUCAUUUUGAGUUUAAAAUAUGGUCAUGUAUCUCUAAUGUAUUUGAGUUGGAUAUACUUGUUAAGAAAAUACUAAAAGUUGACAAGAUUGAUAUGGAUGAGCUGCAAAAUGAUCUUAGAAGAAAAGUAGAUGGAAAGAAAUACCUAAUUGUGUUGGAUGAUGUGUGGAAUGAGAAUCGGGAGAAAUGGCUUAGCUUGAAGUACUUGUUAAUGAGGGGUGGAAAAGGUAGUAGAAUACUAAUAACCACUCGUAGUGAAACAGUUGCGACGAUAUCAGACACAGCUAAACCGUACACCUUAAGGGGUUUGAAUCAAGAGGAAAGUUGGUCUUUAUUUAAGGAAAUGGCUUUUAAAGAUGGAAAAGAACCAGAGAAUUCAACAAUUAAGGCAGUUGGGAAGGAGGUUGCAAGAAAAUGUCAAGGAGUUCCACUCGCAAUAAGGACAAUAGGUGGGAUGUUGCGCACCAAAUAUCACGAAACAGAAUGGUUGAAUUUCAAAGAAAAUAAACUUUCAAGAAUAAAUCAGGAAGAAAAUGAAAUUUUACCAACACUUAAACUAAGUUAUGAUGUGCUCCCAUCACAUUUGAAGCAUUGCUUUGCUUACUGUGGCUUGUUCCCACCUGAUUAUGAGAUCUCUGUAUCGAUGUUGAUUAGACUUUGGGUGGCGCAAGGGUUCAUCAAGUCAUCCGGUGAAAACGAGAGUCUGGAGGAUGUUGCGUAUGAAUAUUUUAUGGAAUUGUUGUGCAGAUCGUUUUUUCAAGAAGAAGAAAAAGAUGAGUUUGGUGUAAUAAAAAGUUAUAAAAUGCACGAUCUCAUGAAUGAACUUGCAGUCUCAGUGUCGGGGGUCGGAAGCGCCGUAGUUGAUCUGAACCGAAAGAAAUUUCAUGAAAAGCUUCGUCAUAUUGGAUAG